GGCGUCAGAGGGGGCGCAUAGUGGUUGUAGCGGAGCGGAGGGAGCCCUAACGGAGGAGCCGCUUUAUUAAAAACACGCAGCUGCGGCAACCGGGGAACCGGGGGAGGGUCUGCCGCUACCGGCCCGGCGACACGCUGCUCGGAGCCGCGGAGCUGCGCGGGUAGAGGCGCUGCAGACCGCUGGGUGGGCUCGGGCUCCGAAUCGGGAACAGGCGCGGGUGGAGGGGGAGGAGGAACAGCCAGCAGGCCGCUGCGACCCGCGGCCGGGGGGGAUGUGAUCCGGCCGGACAGCGCGGUGUCCCUCAGCUCGGCCUGCGGUUCGGCUUUUCUCCCGCACAGCUCGCACAAUGGGGCAGCAGGUAGGCCGCGUGGGGGACGGCGGCUCUCCGGCGCUCCAGAGCCCGCCGCAGCCUCAGCCCCAGCCCCACUCACAGCCACAGCUCCAGCCCCAGCUCCAGCAGCAGCAGCACCCGGGCAGAGCGGCCCGGACCAGCGGCGGUGGCGGAGGGAGGAGACCCAGGGACGCUGCCAGCGCUGCGGCUCCCGCAUGCAGGCUGACCGCUGCUGCUAACAUGCCGGACCCGGGGGUCAACGUGUUCACCCAGCAUUCAGAAGCUCUGCACAGGCCGUUUGGGCUGGACUCGGCUGCGCUGACGGAGGCGGUGCGCUGGAGCUCCAAGGAGAACCUGCUGGGCGCCGCCGAGAGCGACCCCAACCUCUUCGUCGCACUUUACGACUUUGUCGCCAGCGGUGACAACACGCUAAGCAUUACGAAAGGAGAGAAGCUGAGGGUUCUGGGAUAUAAUCAGAAUGGGGAGUGGAGCGAGGUGCGCUCGAAGAACGGUCAGGGCUGGGUUCCCAGUAACUACAUCACCCCGGUGAACAGCCUGGAGAAGCACAGCUGGUACCACGGCCCCGUGUCCCGCAGCGCCGCCGAGUACCUGCUCAGCAGCCUCAUCAACGGCAGCUUCCUGGUGCGCGAGAGCGAGAGCAGCCCCGGGCAGCUGUCCAUCUCCCUGCGCUACGAGGGGCGUGUCUACCACUACCGCAUCAACACCGCCUCCGACGGCAAAGUCUACGUAACAUCGGAGAGCAGGUUCAGCACAUUAGCCGAGCUGGUCCAUCAUCAUUCCACUGUUGCAGACGGUCUGGUGACCACGCUCCACUACCCCGCCCCAAAAUGCAACAAGCCCACCGUCUACGGCGUCUCCCCCAUCCACGACAAGUGGGAGAUGGAGCGCACGGACAUCACCAUGAAGCACAAGCUGGGAGGAGGCCAGUACGGCGAGGUCUACGUGGGCGUCUGGAAGAAGUACAACCUCACUGUAGCUGUUAAAACACUUAAGGAGGACACGAUGGAGGUGGAGGAGUUUCUGAAAGAGGCUGCAGUGAUGAAGGAGGUCAAACACCCGAACCUGGUGCAGCUGCUGGGUGUGUGUACCCUGGAGCCUCCGUUCUACAUCGUGACUGAGUACAUGCUUCACGGUAACCUGCUGGACUACCUGCGGGACUGUGAGCGGGAGGAGGUGAACGCUGUGGUGCUGCUCUACAUGGCUACUCAGAUCUCCUCUGCCAUGGAGUACCUGGAGAAGAAGAACUUCAUCCACAGGGAUCUGGCAGCGAGGAACUGUCUGGUUGGGGAGAAUCACGUGGUGAAGGUGGCAGAUUUCGGCCUGAGUCGGUUGAUGACUGGAGACAUAUAUAAAGCCCACGCUGGAGCCAAAUUCCCAAUCAAGUGGACUGCACCCGAGAGCCUGGCCUACAACACGUUCUCCAUCAAAUCAGACGUCUGGGCAUUUGGAGUGCUGCUAUGGGAGAUUGCGACGUACGGCAUGUCUCCCUACCCUGGUAUUGACCUGUCUCAGGUGUACGACCUGCUGGAGAAGGGCUACCGCAUGGAACAGCCAGAGGGAUGUCCACCUAAAGUCUACGAGCUCAUGAGAGCCUGCUGGCAGUGGAGUCCUCUGGACAGGCCUUCGUUUGCAGAGACACAUCAGGCCUUUGAGACCAUGUUCCAUGACUCCAGUAUAUCAGAAGAAGUGGCUGAGGAGCUGUGUAAGACUGCCUCCUCUGGUAAAGGAGGGGUGGUGCACGCUUUCGGGCACGAUCAGCCCCUCCUGCCCUGUAAGGCACGCCCACAGAAGAAGCACUCGGACAAUAAGGAGAACAUGGAAGGGCUGGAGGGCCCGCAGGAGCCUGGAGCCCACGGCCCUGCAGGUCUUGCUGCAUCUCUGCUGGCAGGAGACUGCCGUUCCAGCGGCUCUCCCGCUCUUCCCCGCAAACAGCGAGACAAAUCCCCCUCCAGUCUGCUCGAGGACCCGCUGGACGCUAGCUUUACCCGCGACCGCAAGGCCGGCUUCUUCAGCUCCUUCAUGAAGAAGAAGUCCAUGUCGUCGUCCUCGUCUUCGUCCUCGUCUCAGCCUCAGCACAAUCUCCCAGUGAGGAGCAACUCCUUCAGGGACAUGGAGACGGGUCCUCACAAGAAGUACGAGCCUGCGUCGAGCUUCGGUGGGCCUCAGACGGACAGCCUGAGCUUCUCCCCGUCUCACGGCGAGGGGAACCAUGUGCAGUCACGCUGCUGCGGUGCCACUUUUGGACAAAAACCUUCCGGGUCGAACUCCUCCGGAGGUGGUUCUUCACAGGUAGGCAGCAGCAGUAGUUGGGCGGGACUUGCAGGGUUUUUCACCCCUCGCCUUCUUAAAAAGACCUUAGGGAUUCGACCUGGGAAGCCCUCUGCCGCUGAUGAUUCUGGAGCUGGAGGUUCCAAGCCGUUCCCUCGCUCUAACUCUACGUCCUCCAUGUCUGCCGGCUUGCCUGAUCUGGAGCGAAUGGCCCUGACGUUGCCCAGGAACCGUAGCAAGCCGACGUUGGAACGAACAGCUUCCACUGCGUCGCAACCGGAGAACGGCGCGGCCAUCGGAUCGGCGCGGCCGUCGGAUGCUUUGCUCAAAAAGUUGGACGAGGGCACUGCUCAGAUUCGAGACAGGCCAAAAGCCAAGCUGCUGCCUCGAGGAGCAUCAGGAGGGGUUAGAGCUCCAGGGGUAGGAGGGGAGGCUGAUUCAGAUGACCGGCUUGGCUGGCCUUCACCUUCAAAGACGACCUCCUCGACAGGAUCCACAGGAGGGCCGCACAACCACAAAGUCCCAGUUCUGAUCUCGCCAACCUUGAAGCACAGUCCAGCCGAUGUGCAUCUGGUUGGGGUGGACUCUCAGGGCAAUCGUUUCAAGCUGCUGGCGGAUGGAAGCAGUGACCGCGACCGUCCUCGACUCGUCAAACCCAAGUGCGCACCGCCUCCUCCGCCUACGCUACUGCGCUCCCUACAGCACGCCUACAGCGCGGAUGGAGCCGAAGAAGCCGGUAGUGGUCUGGAAGUGAACGGAGAUGCCGUCAAAAGGUCCGGGAGAGGGAUGGGAGGAGCACGACCGUGCAUCCCACCACCGCAAGUGCCUCCAGUGCUCUCUGCCUCAACUGGAUCCGGCAGCACAACCACCUCGACCAAGAUGGCCAACGGUGCCUCCGGAGGUUCAAUCCCCACGUCCUCCUCCUCCAAGCUGACGCUCAGACGGACUCGGCAGCAGACGGAGCGUGUACCCUUGGAGAAAAUCAGCAAGGAGGCUCUGCUGGAGUGCGCCGAGGGCCUGAGCAACGCUCUCCACAGCAGCGCCGAACCCUCAACCAGCAGUCAGGUCUUGGACGCUGGUCACCAGUUGCUCGACUAUUGCUCGGGCUACGUAGACUGCAUCCCGCAGACGCGGAAUAAGUUCGCCUUCCGAGAGGCCGUGGGCAAGCUGGAACUGAGUCUACAGGAAUUGCGGGCUUCUUCUACCGCUGGGGGAGGAGGAGCAUCAGGAGGAGGAGGAGGGGGAGGUGUGGGUGGAGCUGGAACAAGCCCUGCCCUGGACAACUUGCACUCUUGUAUUAAAGAGAUCAGCGAUGUGGUGCAAAGGUAGCUGGUGGGUUCGCACCUCCAUCCUUUUCCCGUAAAACCUGCCCCUAAAAGACUUUUCCAAGGUUAUUUUUUAUUUUAAUUUUAUUUUAAAGUGUUGUUUCGUUCAAUAGAUUGGCGACAGAGAAAUAUUCUCUAAGAAGUACCUCAGUAAAAUCACUACAAACGGUCUCUUUCUCUCUCUCUUUCUCUCUCCCUCUCUUUGUUUACAGUUUAAUUUCUCAUUUCUCAUCGAAAUCGCCAGUUGGGAACAGUUGGGAACAGUUUUACACUUCUACGUAAGCUUUUUAUUACAGUAUACAGAGUACAGUACAAUACCCAGUACCUCUUUUGCCCAGGUUUAGCUACUUGCUUUGCGUAAAUUAAUUAAAAUGAAUUAAAAUUAAAGAGUAACAACUAAUUGAAACAAAACAAACAAAAAAAAAAUAGUGCCUACAUUUUCUCAAGUUUUCUUAACACACUUAAAAAAGCCAUUUGCUCACAAUAAAAAAACUAGAUAUUGUCCCAAUGUGUGGACCAAAAUAUACAGAUAAUAAACAGACAGAUCCACUCAGUAGAAGUAGAUCAGGCACCACAACUGAAUGCACCCACCACUCGGUUAACAAAUAAAAAAAUAUAUAUAUAAAUAAAAAAAAGAUUUUGCAUGCGCCAAGCCCUCAGUCACUAUUAAUUUCACCAUUGAUUCCACAGAGCCGUGUACAGAUGUUUUAGCACUCAUUCAAGAACUGGAACAGUGCCAUUUACCAAUGCUCAAAAGGUUUCUGCAUUCGUUCUUAAUUAAAUAAAAAAAAAAAGCCUUAAGGUAGAAUGGCCAAUUACAACUCGUUACUUCAUGUCUUGAUUAACACGAUUAAAUCUGGAUUAGAGACCCAAUCAGAUCAGAUAUAAAUGUAAAGGUGUAGACGCACCUGAAACAGAUGAAAAAAGGUGAUCUGAAACACAUUUGAGCCAUGAAGUCAUUUAUAAAAGACACAUUCUGCAUUAAACACUUUUUUAUAACCCUUUACAAUCACAGUACUGAUUGAUUGGAUUUAUAUCUGCUAUAAAUACUCAGUCUCAGACCACCUUUUGAAGUGGUUUGAUUGAACAGAUUUGUAUCUGUUUUAAGUGCUUCUCAGACCACCUUUUGAAGUGGUUUGAGGAAUAGAAGGUGGUCUGAGACAUACACAUCCGUUUGUGUUAUCAGAUUUGAAUCUGUUUUAAAUGUGUCUCAGACCAUCUCCUAAAGCGGUUUGACUGAAUGGAUUUGUAUGGUUUAAAUGCAUCUCAGACCACCUAUCUGUUUUAAGUCUGUCUCAGACCACCUCCUGGAGUGGUUUGAUUGAUAAAAUUAUUAUCUGUUUUAAAUGUGUCUCAGACCAUCUCCUGAAGUUGUUUGACUGACUGGAUUUGUAUGUUUAAAUGCAUCUCAGACCACCUAUCUGUUUUAAGUCUGUCUCAGACCACCUCCUGGAGUGGUUUGAUUGAUCAAAUUAUUAUCUGUUUUAAAUGUGUCUCAGACCACCUUUUAAAGUGGUUUGAAUUGUCGGAUUUGUAUCCGUUUUAAAUGCGUCUUAGACCACCUCCUGAAGUGGAUUGAUUGAUCAGAUUUAUAUCAGUUUUAAGUGCGUCUCAGACAACCUUCUGAAGGGGUUUGAUUGACAGGAUUUGUAUCUGUUUUAAAUGCGUCUCAGAGCAUCUCCUGAAGCGGUUUGACUGACUGGAUUUGUAUGUUUUAAAUGCCUCUCAGACCACCUAUCUGUUUUAAGUCUGUCUCAGACCACCUCCUAAAGUAGUUUGAUUGAUCCAAUUGGUAUCUGUUUCAAAUGCGUCUCAGACCACAUCCUGAAGUGGUUUGAUUGUUUGGAUUUUUAUCAGUUUUAAAUGCAUCUUGGGUGUAUUUACACUAUAGUUUUAUGAGGCUUGGCCCUUUCCCGAUAUAAUCCUGAUAUAUUAGACAAAUGAAGUGACCACAUGUCCUAUAAUGGCCGACUUUUCAGGCUUUUAGUGGAGAAUUUAAGAAGAAUUUCAGAAACCUAAUCAUUCUAGAUGUGUGGGAACACUGACCAGACAUUGUUCAAUAGGCACAACUUCUGUACAGAUACUUCACUCAAUACGCCAAACAAACUGUGAAUGGGGAGAAUAGAGGAGGAGGCAUUAUAGUGACAGUGCUCUUUAUUACUGCAUUUCAGCAAAUAAUCACAUUUUUAUUAGUUCGUUGUAGUACCUUUUUCACAGCAUUAGUCACUAAUUGACGUCCAUUACCGGGCACCUGGCAUUGAAAGUUGGCAAAUACAGGCUUUUAUUAUCUUUUAUUGGCAGUUUUUAAGUAUUCUGCGAACAGAAUUUUAUUAUAUGGGCUGAAAUUAAGAAAUAUUUUGUGACAUUAAUUUUGGCCAGAUCAUCCACCCUUAAAUACCGUAAUUAUGGCAAAAAUUGCCAAGAAAAUUACUGUAUUUUUCGGACUAUAAGACACACCAAAUUUUAAGGCUCAUUAAGCUACACUAGAAAGGAUGCCAACAUCAAAGUGAGCAAGGGUGUCGCCAUAUUACCCUUCUAAGUAAUCAAAACUGUAAUUCUUGAAAAAACAUUUUCUUUCAAAGUCAAACGAGUGCUGGAUGUUAAUCUACACAGAUUUCUCUUUUGAAAACUGUUUAUUUGGGUGACUAAAAUGCUUCCGUUUAUUUACAGUAAUUUUGUCUAAGGGUAAGUUAUCAGUGAAGUUUCUUCAGCACUAAGACUGGGUCCAGCAGCAUUAGCAUUAGCUGCUAACCGUAGCACUGGGGGAACAUAAAUGCGCUGGAAGAUAACCCUGAGUUCUCCGGUAACCCAGGGCACUAUCAGCUAGCUUGUUUUAACAUGGCAAAUACGCAGACUAUGGUCCUAUAUUCUCACUUUUAAAUGGAAAAAGUGAAAGAGCUAGCGCUUCGGUUAGCGGCUAAUGCUAAUGCUGCUGCACCUAGCCUUAGUGCUGGAGAAACUUCACUGAAAACUCACCCUUAUAAUGCAGUACUUCAGUGUAAAGAGUGGCUUUACUGCUCCUUAAUACCUGACUGGUAGAAUUCAUACAUAAGAAGCACCAGAUUAUAAAGCGCACUGUCGAUUUUGGGGAAAAUUAAAGGAUUUUAAGUGUGGAUUAUAGUCCGAAAAAUAAAGUAAAGUAAAUAUGAUCUGUAGUUUUACUUGUAUUCCCAGAUAUACGUAUACUGGAUUCAGCCCUUAAUAACAGCAUCUGAAUUUGCCUGAAUUUGUCUGGUUUUUGCUGGUGUUCGUUGGUGAAUGUUGGGUCAGCGAGGCCUGGGCUUAUUUUUAUUCACAGAUUCGUGUUUGUCCAGAUGGAACGCAGCCACAAUUACAAACACUGUGUAUUCCCACUGUGACUGGACACACACUGCAGAAUAACACGCAACACACAAUACUGCAAUACUGCUAGAUUAACACAAUAUUGCAAACUGCCAUCUCUAUAGCACAUUCAUUUCUACAUUUUAUUUUUUAUUUUUUUUUUUAUGUUUUCUUAUGUAAACUUGAAUUUUAAAUUAUUUUUUUAAUCAAAAGCACAUGAUUUUUUUUUUUAUGUUGUUGUAGAUAUAAUUGUGCAUUUGUUUCCUUGUCCACGCAAAAGAGCAUUGGAGGUUGAGUUGGUGUAGACACUGCAGUUUUCCAGUGGUGUAUUGGGUUAUUGGAUGUUUUGUUUCUAGCAGGAAAUGUCAGGAAUAAUAAUGAUGAUGAUGAUGAUGAUGAUGAUGACGAUGAAAUGAAAACCAAGAGGCUGCGUCCCAAUUGCGCAUUAAACACUAAUACUAUACAGUAUUUACUUUGUAUAUACUAAUCUUAAUAGGGCGUGGUUUGUCAGGUUAGUACACAAUUAAAUACAAUACAAAACAAAAUAAAGUAUGUACUUAAGAUACACAAGCUAUGUGGCGAUGUGGAAAAACGUCAAAAAAAAAAAAAAAACCCUUUAAGCACAUUUCGGCAAAUCCCACUUGUAAUGAAGCGUUAGUAUGCUAACAUAAUGGACAUUCUCUUGCACACUAUCGUUAUUAUUAUCUGCCAAUUUUUUUAUUCUGACAUUGUUUCAGUGUGAAAAUCUCAGUAAUUUAUUUUAAAAUAUGAAACUCAUAUAUUAUAUAGAUGUAUUACACAUAGAUUGAUCUAUUUUAAGCUUUUAUUUCUGUUAUUGUUGACUAUGGUUUACAGCCAAUAAAAACCCAAAAAUCAGUGUCUCAGAAAAUUAGAAUACAUCAAAUGAACUGCAUGUCUCACUUGCGUAAUAAUAACAUGAGAUAAUUUUUUUAGUAUAUAUAUAUAUAUUUGUGUGUUUGUUAGGGCACAUGACUUAAUAUUUUAAGAUUUAAGGUACGGUAACGCAAAAACCCAAAAGUCAGUAUCUGGGAAAAUUAUAGUAUUAUAUAAGACCGAUUGUUAACAUUGGCAGUGUGGGUAGUGUGCCAAGUCCUGCUGGAAAAUGAAAUCCACAUCUCUAUAAAAGUUGUCAGUAGCAGAGGGAAGAAGCAUGAAGUGCUGAAAGAUUUUGUGGGAAAACAAAACUGCACUGACUUUAGACUUGAUAAUAAAACACAGUGGAUCAACACCAGCAGAUGACAGACAUGACUCUCCAAACCAUCACUGAUAGAUAGAUAAAUAGAUCACUCUGUGUUUAAUAUAUCUGUAUAAUAUAUGAGUUUCACAUUUUGAACUGAAUUACUGAAAUAAAGUAACUUUUUAAUGAUAUUCAAAUUUGAUAUUCAAAGAUGCACCUGUAUUAACAGGCAUACAAUUGAAUGAAAAAAACAUUAAUCUGAAGGCUAAACACCCAACAGGCAGUUACAAAACUAUUAAUUAAAAUACUUAAAAUAAAAGAUGACUAAACAUUUUUAAUAUCCCAGAUAGUUGUAUUUUUAAUUGCAUCAUUAACAGCACCACUGUUUUGUAUAAAAAAAAAAUAUUUAGCAUUUUUGUGCCAUUUUAGAAUGAAUAAUUCCCAGCAAAAGUGCCAACUGAGCAUAUUACUGUUCAGUAUGAAUUAUUCAGACUUAUUUACUGCAUUUUUUAUUAUUCAAAAUCACUUUACACAGUGUUAGUAAUUAGUACGCAGUUGGGACGGACCCGGAUGGUUCCCAUCAGAACAAGAGCAUUUACAGAAAGAAUGUAUCGUUUAGAUAAAGACAAAAAAAAACCUCCUCUGCUUCACUUCCACCAUUUCUCUUUCUAAAUGCAUUAAUACUAUUCUAAUACUCCACGUUAUUUAAAGGACAGUAAUUCUCUAAACAGGGUGCAUUUCCUCUCUGCUCCUCUCUCUGGAUCUCCUCGUCUCACACAGUAUAGAAUAAUGUUUGUUUAAAUACGGCAAUAUUGUUCACAUGAUGAUUUUGAUGUACUUUUACACUGGAUGCCGAGUUAAAGCGUAGAUGUUGAUGGCCUUGCUUUAACUCCUCUAUGGGAUGUAAUGUGGAAAAUAUGGAAAUGUGUUCUUGUGUCUUUAUGGUUCAUCUCUGAGUUUCAGAUCCUCUGUAGCAGAACAAAAUGCUCAUUUUUACAACAUUUAUAUCACGUUACUGUGGAGCAGUUUGGGCUUUCGUCAGUUUUAAAGCCCAGGUUAAGAUUGGAUCAGCUGUUUUUUUUUUUUUUUUUUUUUUUUUGCCAUAUUACCAUUUUUCCCCCCAAGAUGUCACAGUGCCUUCUGUGAAAGAUUUCAUGGUUAAAUUACAAAAAUGUUUAAAAAAAUGUAUUGUGUCAGUAAUGAUGCAGAAGGGGGAGGGGGUUAUUUUGUCAGAUCUAAAGUAACGUUUAAGUCAUUGGGUAAUUUAGGGAUGCACUGAAAUGAACAUUUUUGGACGAUGGAACACUCGGCAUUAGACCAGACAAAAUUAAUAAUUUACGCAAAGAACGAAUGUAGAUAUAGAACAAAAUGAAUCAUUUGGCGGAAAACCAAAAACUAAACAAAAUUAACCGCUGGGCUGCAGAUCAAAUAUCAAACAAAAUGAAACAUCUGGCCAAAGACUGAAUACAGAACAAAAUGAAUCGUUUUGCAGAAGAAUGAAUGCUUAAAAAAAAUUGGGACAAAAUUAAACACCUGACCAACAUCUGAACACCAAACAAAACUAAACAUUUUUAAAGACAGAUAAAAAAAAUGCAACAUCUGGCCAAGGUCCUAAUAUGUAACAAAGUGAAACAUCUGGCCAAAGUCUGAAUACCAAACAAAAUAAAGUAUGUGGCUAAUGUCUGAAUACCAAAUAAAACUAAACAUUUUCUUUAAAAAACCCAUACAGAACAAAAUUAAACAUCUGGCCAAAGUCCGAGUAUAGAAGAAAGUGAAACAUCUGUCCAAAACAUGAAUACAAAACUAAACAUUUUGUUAAAGACUGAUAGCAAACAAAAUUAGACAUCUACCUAAAGUCUGAAUACCAAACAAAACUAAACAUUUGGUUAAAGACUGAUACAGAACAAAAUGAAACAUCUGGCCAAAAUGCAGAACAAAACUAAACUUUUGUGUAAAAAAAAAAAAAAGACAGAAAAAAAUAAAACCUCUGGUCAAAGUCUGAAUACAGAACAAAAUUUAACAUCUGGCCAACAUCUGAAUAUCAAAUGAAACUAAACAUUUGCUUAAAGACCCAUGCUGAACAAAAUGCAACAUUUGCCAUGGUCCAAAUAUGGAAGAAAGUGAAACAUCUGGCCAAAAUAUGAAUACAAAACGAAACAUUUUGUUCAAACACUGAACAAAAUGAAACAUCUGGUGAAAAACUGAAUGCUGAACAAAAUGAAACAUCUAGCCGAUGUCUGAAUGCAAAACUAAACAAAGCAUCUGGCCACCGUCAGAAUAUCAAACAAAACUAAACAUUUGGUUAAAGACCAAACACUGAACAAAAUAAAACGUCUGGUGAAAGACUGAAUGCUGAACAAAAUAAAACAUCUAGCCAAUGUCUGAAUGCAAAACUUAGUAAAGCAUCUGGCCAACGUCUGAAUAUGGAACAAAACCAAUCAUCUGGCUAAUGUCUGAUUACCAAACAAAAUUAAACAUUUGGCCAACAUCUGAAUAUCAAACGAAACUAAACAUUUGCUUAAAGACCCAUGCUGAACAAAAUGCAACAUCUCGCCAUGGUUCAAAUAUGGAAGAAAGUUAAACAUCUGGCCAACGUCUGAAUACCGAACAAAAUGAAACAUCUGGCCAAAAUGCAGAACAAAACUAAACUUUUGUUUGGAAAAAAAAAAUGAUACAGAAAAAAAAAAAAAACAUCUGGUCAAAGUCGGAAUGCGGAACAAAAUGAAACAUCUAGCCAAAGUUGGAACAAAAUUUGAAUGAAAAAAAAGCGUUUUUCUGUCAUUUUGCCACUGUUUUCACCAUUGUAAAAAUAAUUCGCUUAAACAUAUGUUUUGCUUUAUAAAGAAAAUCUAUUACUAAACUACAAUUUAAACAUAUUUAUUCAACACUGAAGAUUUUUAACAGCCCACACUUGGUUGUAAUAUUUUUUUUUUUUUUUCUUGGCCAAACCAAACUGCCAUUUGGUUGCCAAAUAUUCAGUGCAUUCCUAGUCCAACUUAAACUGAACAGAAAGAUGUGCAAUGUUUGACCUGUAUCUGAUAAAAUAUGGAUUGUUUGUAAGCUGAUGAUGGGGUUCACCUCAUUACCUCACUGAUGGAUUUUCAUUACAUAGAGAAGUGUAGAAGUGAUGUAUCUAAAUAUAAAAGGUAUGAACAUAAACAGAGGUCCUGAUGUAUAAAACAGCAGAUUUAAAGUACUGUAUUUACAGUGGUAUAAAUAGCUAUGGUGGAGAGAGGUUUAAAAAGCGUAAAUGGGCUUAUCCUGUUUUUGCAUGAUUUUGUUUAUAUAAUGAGCAUUUUUACACCAGUUGAGCCAUUGCUUAUUGCUUAUAGUGCCCCCGUUUAAUUUGACUGGUUAAAAUUUUCCAUAAAUGAUACGUAAUACCAUGUUAGCAUUACCAUUUGAGUGUACGUUUUUAGUUUUUAUUAAGUAUCAUAAUUACAGAUCAAUCAUAACAUUUAUACUCCUUGUGUCUACUGAUCAUAUACAGUGGGACAUGUUGUAGUUUGUAAUAUAAUAAUGUAGUUCUGUAUCUGUUUCUUUAUCAUUAUCCUUCUUUCUUCAGCCUGUUAUUCAACACUCUGAACCCCACAGGAGAGAAACCCACCACAGAGCGGCUACAGGCUGAAUUAUAUACUGUUUUUCGCUGAACUAAGAACUAAGAAAUUAGGGCUGCACGAUAUAUCAUUUAAGUAUAGUCAUUGUGAUGUGCGCAUGCCCAAUAAUCACAUCGCAGGACGUGUGAUGUCACUUAAGGCAAUUAAAUCAAACACGUCAUGUUGCAAUGUUUUGAUUCUUGACACAAGAAGUAGAUACACAGUGCUGUCUCUGUGUCUGUGUGAGUGACAGGCUGCUGCUGCCUGAGAAGCGCGAGGGGGAGGUGGAUUGCGAGGGCAGGGCAGGAGUAAACACGAGGUAACCGCAUGGCCUCCAUCUACAUGGUUGGGCACGUGCUUGCAAACGUCCAGCAGAGUCCAGCACAGUUUUGCAGCGCAGAUAUUUCCACUUACAGCUGAAUUCACACUUUUAAUCCCAGAAAAACAAACACUCUUGAUUACCUUUUAAAAAGCCAUUUAAAUGCCUGAUUAAAGGGCUGAUUACGGUUUUGCUGUUUUCCUCGGGUUUUGAGAGAUCGGUGCUGACUCGACUCUUGAUUGUCCAGGUGGGGGCGGGGCUGGUUUAGUCAUGGGCCCUGCAUUGUUAAGUAUUGCGAUAUAUAUCGUUAAAAAAAGAACAUUUGCAAUGUAAAAUGUUUCCAGUAUCGUGCAGCCCUACAAGAUAUCAUAUAAUACGGAAAAUUUACGGUAAACUAAUAUCGUACUAAUACGGGGGGAUGGCAGGAAAGAGGGGUAAAAUUCUGUAGUUUCCCAGCCAAAAACGGGAGACUUAACAGGUAUGCACUGAGGUGUUUAAGAACUCCAGCAGCACUGCUGCAGUAUCUGAUUCAUUCACUGUACCAGCACAACACAAACACCUCAUACACCACCACCAUGCUAAUCACUGCUAAUCACUGCAGUGCUGAGAAUAAAUGAUUCACCACCCAAAUAAUAAUAAUAUAUCUGAUCUGUGGUGGUUUUCUCUCCUGUGGGGUUCUGAGUAUUGAAGAACAGGGUAAAAGGAGGAGGAUAAUAAUAAAAUAUACAGAGAAACAGAUACAGAACCUACAGUCUAUAAUUAUUAUACAACUACAAAGUGCCCUACUGUAUACAUAUGCUUAGUGGAGCUGGAAAAAAAAAAGAAAAAAAGUGGUAUUAAUGUUAUGGCUGAUCUGUAUAUGUAUGAGUAUGUUUAUGAGCUGCAGAGAAAAAGAGAAUAUUAGUAAUUAAUAUCUAAUUUCAGUGAAAAAACAACUCAAACACCAUCUCUUCUCUCGUCACUUCUCUGCAUUUAAAGCCAUAUUAUUCCAGUCUGUUAUUACACAUGUUCAUCAAUCCAUACAGUAUAUAAUCCAACACUUCAUUUCAGUGCCAGAUUUCAUUCUGCAUUUUUUUGACACUGAUUUUUUAUUUCUUUUAAUUUAUUUUUCUUUUUUAAUUUAUGCGUUUUUUUUAUAUUGAAUCCUGGAAAUCACAAGUUCUUGAAGAUUGUCUUUUGUAUGGUGAUUUUUUUUUCUGUUUGUAUUUUGUUUUGUUUUAUUUUAUAUAAAUGUAGAUUUUAUAUACCAAAGGCCACCUCUGCAGUCCUACAAGUGCAAUGACAAGCGGAACACUCUUAAUUUUUGAAUAUGUGAAUUUUAACAGGGAUUUAAGAAAAAAAAGAUAAGAGGCAGAGGUCGACAAAUUAACAGUAUUUUUCUGUUAUGUAAAAAGUAUAUUUUGUGUGAUUCUAAUUUAAAGCUCACUUUUAAUAGUAUAUUACUGUGAAGUGCUCCCUCAGUGUUACACUUGAUGUAAAUAAUUAAAAUGGGUUGAAACUGA
Molecule: messenger RNA, 13881 nt
Organism: Astyanax mexicanus (Mexican tetra)
Lineage: Eukaryota; Metazoa; Chordata; Actinopteri; Characiformes; Acestrorhamphidae
Gene: abl2
Product: c-abl oncogene 2, non-receptor tyrosine kinase
Exons: 11
Coding region: 347-3949 (1200 amino acids)
Biological process (GO): regulation of apoptotic process; protein phosphorylation
Molecular function (GO): protein binding; ATP binding; non-membrane spanning protein tyrosine kinase activity
Source: RefSeq, a predicted model, not a curated record